AGUUAAGUAUAGUCUACCUCAAGUAAGAUGGGAGUACUUCAGUUGUUAAUGCAUAUUGUUUUAUUGUCCUUCACUGUUGGAAAAAGCAGAGCAAUGAGUGUUUCUCUGACUGUUGAGGGAGGAGCAAGUCUAAUUGGUGAGCACUGUCCUGGAACUGUCAGACUGUUCUGUGAAGGAGUGCAGCUCACUACUUUGCGUUGGAGUUACAAUGUCACUAACAAAGAAAUUCAUUCAUUUUACCCUGACAGCGUGACCUCCACUCAAAUUGAAUUGAAUUCAGCCUUCAUUUCUGUUGCGUUGAGAGCAGUUUCACAAAAUGGAGCUAACCCAAUUUACGGAAACUUUUCUUCCACUCUUACUCUCGACAUCUCACCGAUUGUGGAUCAGCACAUUAAUGAAAUCAGAUGCGGAGAUCCAGCAAACUACCAGAUGAUCCCUAUUGAUAUUCAGAUAAGACAACAGUCACAACCAAAAGACCCUCAACAAUUCAAUAUUCAAACAUCUGUUGACUUUUCUGCUUAUAUUCUGCUACUAAUUUCAUGGGAACCACCAGUUUUGGUAUGCCCUCAUUAUGGACAGCAAAUCCGCUAUGAGAUCACCUUAACUGGGAGUGAUGAUCGUCAAAUCUUAACAACUAGUGGUGGUGACUGUACAAUGGUGUGCAGGGUCACAUUCACUGUCCCUCACUCCGGAGAUGGUAACUACGUGUUGGAGCUCCAAGCCAUUAACGACGUGGGGAGAAGCUAGUGAUCCUGUCACAGAAAAUGUUUUUAUUGUGACAGACAGCAGUUCCAAUGGAGUUGUAUCUAUCGGAGUGACCGUAGCAACUACAAUUGUUGUAUUCAUAUUCUCUUCUGUACUCGGUUUCGUCAUGGGAGUUGGUGUAUACUAUAUUCUGCUGAAAAAAUUAAAAUUGAAAACAAAAACGGAGACUGAAGUGCAACCGAGAGAGACUGCACCGGAAAUACGAAUACAAGAGUCAAGGGAAAUUGAUCAGGAGGUUGUCUAUUCGAAUCAAGAAACACAACAGCAAAAUGAAGACCUGACUCACUCCUAUUGUGAGGCCGAUGAUCCAAUAAAAGGAACUGGUGUUUUUACAAAGUUGAGUGGAAAGUUAUUUCCUAACGAGUCUUGUGUAGAGUCAAAGAAGCAACGUUCACGACCAGAUGAGGAAAUGAGAUUGAAAGCUAACUUGUCGUAUGGUGAAGUGAGAAGUAGUGGAGCUACAAAGGUGAAAAUGGAAACGAAUCAUUCGUAUGGUUUGGCAAGAGAAACUUCUGACCUGGAUAAGAGAGUGGAGUAUGAUUACGUUGACAAUGAACUGUUCGGACAUUGUAAAUAGAGUCUCAUAAGUAAACCUCUUAACACAUAAUUAUCAGCACAUGCAUGCAGUGUCACAAACUCUCCAAGUUAACAAUGAACCAGUUAUAUCAAUAGUUAUUGUAUAGUACCUCACGCUUUGUCAAUUUUGAACAACACACUUGCAUACAUAGUAACAAUGCUUGUUCAAUACACAUCUCAUAAGUUUUAUACUCAAAAUUCUCUUUUAAAAUUUAUUUAAUGGUUUAUAAUUCAUUAACAAUCUUCUUCAAUGCGAGCUCUUGAAUUGAUCCCAG
Messenger RNA from Halichondria panicea, 1616 nucleotides. RefSeq lists its product as uncharacterized. Lineage: Eukaryota; Metazoa; Porifera; Demospongiae; Suberitida; Halichondriidae. The record is from RefSeq and is a predicted model, not a curated record. The transcript is spliced from 4 exons. Bases 28 to 747 code for a protein of 239 amino acids.